AUGGAGACCACACCAAUAGAGACCACACCAAUAGAGACCACACCAAUAGAGACCACACCAAUAGAGACCACACCAAUAGAGACCACACCAAUACAGACCACACCAAUACAGACCACACCAAUAGAGACCACACCAAUACAGACCACACCAAUGGAGACCACACCAAUAGAGACCACACCAAUAGAGACCACACCAAUAGAGACCACACCAAUACAGACCACACCAAUACAGACCACACCAAUAGAGACCACACCAAUACAGACCACACCAAUGGAGACCACACCAAUAGAGACCACACCAAUAGAGACCACACCAAUAGAGACCACACCAAUACAGACCACACCAAUACAGACCACACCAAUAGAGACCACACCAAUACAGACCACACCAAUAGAGACCACACCAAUAGAGACCACACCAAUAGAGACCACACCAAUACAGACCACACCAAUAGAGACCACACCAAUAGAGACCACACCAAUACAGACCACACCAAUAGAGACCACACCAAUACAGACCACACCAAUAGAGACCACACCAAUAGAGACCACACCAAUAGAGACCACACCAAUACAGACCACACCAAUAGAGACCACACCAAUAGAGACCACACCAAUAGAGACCACACCAAUAGAGACCACACCAAUACAGACCACACCAAUACAGACCACACCAAUAGAGACCACACCAAUAGAGACCACACCAAUAGAGACCACACCAAUACAGACCACACCAAUACAGACCACACCAAUAGAGACCACACCAAUAGAGACCACACCAAUACAGACCACACCAAUACAGACCACACCAAUACAGACCACACCAAUACAGACCACACCAAUAGAGACCACACCAUUUGGCUGA
Molecule: messenger RNA, 864 nt
Organism: Gymnodraco acuticeps
Lineage: Eukaryota; Metazoa; Chordata; Actinopteri; Perciformes; Bathydraconidae
Product: repetitive proline-rich cell wall protein 2-like
Exons: 1
Coding region: 1-864 (287 amino acids)
Biological process (GO): negative regulation of protein sumoylation
Molecular function (GO): calcium ion binding
Source: RefSeq, a predicted model, not a curated record